UUAAAAAUGGACAGCACAAAGCAGACUCCAGUAAAAUACUAUGUUGGAAUUGAUGUUGGGUCAGCAAGCGUUCGCGCGGCUUUGGUAGACGGGUUUGGGACAGUAGUGGCACAUGCAGAUCAGCCAAUCCAAAUUUGGGAGCCCCGGCCAGACCACUACGAGCAAUCCUCUGCAGACAUAUGGGCUGCCUGUUGCUCCGUCACAAAGAAAGUUGUCUGUGGAGUAGAUGCCAACCAGAUUCGAGGGGUUGGUUUUGAUGCUACAUGUUCCCUUGUUGUUGUGGAUAAACAGUUCCAACCUUUGGCAGUCAACUGUGAAGGACAAAACUAUAGGAAUAUUAUUAUGUGGAUGGACCAUCGUGCAGUCAGUCAAGUUGAGCGCAUCAAUGCAACGCAACACAGGGUUUUGAGCUAUGUAGGAGGAGUGAUGUCUGUGGAAAUGCAACCACCUAAAUUGCUGUGGAUAAAGGAAAACUUGCAAGAAUCAUGCUGGGAGAAGGCAGGCUACUUCUUUGAUCUUCCAGAUUUCUUAUCUUGGAAAGCCACAGGUGUCACUGCAAGGUCCCUUUGUACGGUAGUGUGUAAGUGGACCUACACUUCAGAUGGAGGUUGGGAUGACAGUUUCUGGAAAAUGAUUGGUUUGGAAGAUUUGGUGAAGGAAAAGUACGAAAGAAUAGGAAACCACGUCUUGUCUCCUGGAGAGUCUGUUGGAAAAGGUCUAACGCCAGAAGCUGCAAAAGAUCUUGGUCUCCCCAAAGGCAUUGCAGUAGCAGCAUCUCUCAUUGAUGCACAUGCUGGAGGACUAGGAGUAAUUGGAGCAGAUGUGAAGGGACACAACCUGCCAUGUGAGAACCAGCCAAUUACAUCCCGAGUUGCUAUGAUCUGUGGAACAUCUUCAUGCCACAUGGGGGUCAGUGAAACACCCAUUUUUGUGCCUGGUGUUUGGGGACCUUAUUUCUCUGCAAUGGUACCUGGAUUGUGGUUGAACGAAGGAGGUCAAAGUGCUACAGGGAAACUGAUAGAUCAUGUGGUCCGCAGCCAUGUCGCCUUCCCGGAAUUACAGUCAAAAGCUGCAGCCAGUGCUCACAGUAUAUAUACAUACUUGAACAGUCACCUGGAUCUGAUUAAGAAAUCUUUGCCUGUGGGUUUCCUCACUGUUGAUUUACAUGUUUGGCCAGAUUUCCAUGGUAACAGAUCUCCCUUAACAGAUCUGACACUAAAGGGCAUGGUUGUUGGACUAACAUUGUCGCGGGGUCUGGAUGAACUUGCCCUUAUCUACUUGGCCACGAUUCAAGCCAUUGCUUUAGGAACAAGACAUAUUUUGGAAACUAUGGAGGCUGCAGGGCAUCAUAUCAACACGCUGUUUCUGUGUGGUGGGCUGAGCAAGAACACUCUCUUUGUGCAGAUGCACGCUGACAUUACUGGCAAGCCGGUUGUCCUGUCCAAAGAAGUGGAGUCUGUUUUGGUGGGUGCUGCUAUUCUUGGAGCUUGUGCUUCUGGGGAUUUUGCAUCUAUACAGGAGGCCAUGGAGAAAAUGGGGAAAAUUGGGAGAGUCGUGCAGCCCAACCAUGAGCAUAAAAGGUAA
This is a messenger RNA of Balearica regulorum gibbericeps (East African grey crowned-crane), 1584 nucleotides long. Lineage: Eukaryota; Metazoa; Chordata; Aves; Gruiformes; Gruidae. The record is from RefSeq and is a predicted model, not a curated record.